AUGUCCAAGUCCUUCACCCCGGCCGACGUGGCCUCCCACAACAGCCCCGACAACGGCAUGUACAUCAUCAUCGACAACUCCGUCUACGACGUCACCAAGUUCGUGGAUGAGCACCCAGGCGGCGCAAAGAUUCUCAAGCGCGUGGCUGGCAAGAAUGCAACCAAGCAGUUCUGGAAGUACCACAAUGAAUCCGUCCUGAAAAAGUAUUCGCCCAAAUUGAAGAUCGGCGAGGUCAAGGAUGCUGCCAAGUUGUGA
Messenger RNA from Penicillium oxalicum, 255 nucleotides. RefSeq names its product cytochrome b5-like heme/steroid binding domain-containing protein. The transcript has 2 exons. Lineage: Eukaryota; Fungi; Ascomycota; Eurotiomycetes; Eurotiales; Aspergillaceae. Gene Ontology annotation, cellular component: intracellular membrane-bounded organelle; membrane. The coding region runs from base 1 to 255 and encodes 84 amino acids. Gene Ontology annotation, molecular function: heme binding. The record is from RefSeq and is a predicted model, not a curated record.